CCCCACAGACCCUGCGCCGGCGCGGCGGCCGCACCCUCAGCGGGUAUUUCCUGGCCGGGCGGAGCAUGGCCUGGGGGCCUGUGGGGGCGUCGCUCUUCGCCUCCAACAUCGGCUCCGGGCACUUCGUGGGGCUGGCGGGGACGGGGGCGGCCGGGGGCAUCGCCGUCGGCGGCUUCGAGUGGAGCGGGAUGUUCAUCGUGCUGCUCCUGGGCUGGGUCUUCGUCCCCAUUUACCUGAAGGCUGGGGUGUCGACGAUGCCGGAAUACCUCGGGAAGAGGUUCGGGGGGGGGCGGAUCCAGCUCUACCUGGCCCUGCUCUCGCUGGGGCUCUACGUGUCCACCAAGAUCUCG
Messenger RNA from Lepidothrix coronata (blue-crowned manakin), 350 nucleotides. Its product is annotated as sodium/glucose cotransporter 1-like. The annotation marks the transcript as partial. Gene Ontology annotation, molecular function: D-glucose:sodium symporter activity. The transcript has 4 exons. The record is from RefSeq and is a predicted model, not a curated record. Gene Ontology annotation, cellular component: plasma membrane. Gene Ontology annotation, biological process: transmembrane transport; sodium ion transport. NCBI's taxonomy places the organism in Eukaryota, Metazoa, Chordata, Aves, Passeriformes, Pipridae.